Messenger RNA from Prorocentrum cordatum, 681 nucleotides. The record is from the annotation of a GenBank genome assembly. Lineage: Eukaryota; Dinophyceae; Prorocentrales; Prorocentraceae.
GACCGCGGUCGCCCCGGUGCUCAUGCGCAUCUUCGGCGGCAAGAACGGCACCCUCGCGGGCGGCGCCGCCGCGCGCGCCGCGGCGGCCGAGCGGGCCGCCGGCGAGCUGCUGGCGCGGGCCCAGGCCUCCAGCGGCGCGGCCCUGGCCGCGGCGCCCGUGGAGGCGCGCGCGGAGGCUGCGGCGAAGCUGCUGGCCAACCGCGCGGCCGUGGUCGCGGACGCCGUGCUGGCCGAGCCGAAGAGCCAGAAGGAGCUGAAGCGCCUGGCGCCGGAGAAGGCGCCCGCGGUCGACGCCGCGCUUCGCGCGGUGGCCGCGGCGCUGCUGGCCGGGGCGCCCCCGGUACUGCCACGGGCGGCCGCCGACGGCGCAGAGGUGGACCGCGCGGACGUGGCGCAGGCGUGCCACUACGUCGCGGCGCGGCUGUGCGUGCCGAGGGACAUGGGGGCGCCCGCGGCCGCCGCCCUGCGCGCCGCGUUGCUGAGCCUCGCGGCGGCGGCCGAGGGCGGAACAGCAGCCUGAGGCUGGGUGCGAGCGAGCGUGCCUUGCGCGAGGAGCGCACGGCGAUGGCAGGCGGAUCUGCCGGCGCUCGCGGCCAGCCCUCCUCGUCUCGGGGAUCCCGUUCGGGCGGAGAAUUCGGCUCGGGGGGGACGCAUCGACCCACAAUCGCCCAGUCAUCGCCG